This is a messenger RNA of Setaria italica (foxtail millet), 537 nucleotides long. RefSeq lists its product as uncharacterized. The coding region runs from base 1 to 537 and encodes 178 amino acids. The transcript has a single exon. NCBI's taxonomy places the organism in Eukaryota, Viridiplantae, Streptophyta, Magnoliopsida, Poales, Poaceae. The record is from RefSeq and is a predicted model, not a curated record.
AUGGCGAGAGCCACCGCGCCGUCCCGGAGGCCGCCGAACGCCGUGGCAGCACCCUCGCCGCCCGCCGCCGCCGCUCCCGUGCGCGUCCCGCAGCGCCGCGGCAGCCUCGCCACCGCCCGCGGCGCCUUGUCUCACCCGCCGAAGGGCGGCACCCCGUCCGCCGCUCCCCACCCAGCGCCGCCGCGGAGGCGGGCUCCGUCGUGCGCGUGCUCGCCCACGACGCACCCGGGGUCCUUCCGCUGCGCCCUGCACAGGGGCCAGCCGGCGGCCUCGUUGGCGGCUUCGACGCAUACGCAGGCGCCGGUGUCGAGCAGGCUGAGCGCCCCGCGGCGCGCGUCGAUGGCGAACCCGCUGGUGCGCAUCGCGGCGGUGGAGGGCGGCGACCAGAUCAGGCGCGCGCUGGCGUCCCUCGUCCGCCCGCCGCCGUCGUCCUCGCAGCAGCACCGUCGCCGCGGCGACGCGUUCCGCCGGCGGCCCAGCCGCCUCUCCGCCGCAUCCUCGGCGGCCGACGACGAGCCAACGAUCGCCUCGCCCUGA